AUGAAAUAUUCAAGCCUCCUCAUUGUAGCUCUACUAAAAAGUACAGCCUACGCUGCCGAUCCAAAUGAGAAGCAGAAUCUCCGCCGCACUGUGGAAAGCCACCCUCUUGAGCACCCAAACAAGGCUCCUCACAAACACCAGCCUCGAGGGGCAAAGUCAUCUGGAACGGUGACAUACUUUACCAUGGGCGGAAAAACUAAUAUGAAGGAAAAGAAAGAAAAGAAAGGAAGUAAUCAUGAUGGUGAUGAUGGAAGAGAAAAUCGCAUUGUCGGUGGUAGCCAAUCUGAUCCUGGCGAAUUCCCCUACUACGUGGAUCUGGGAGGGUGCGGCGGUUCCUUGAUUGCCCCCAACGUUGUCUUGACUGCCGCACAUUGUGGUAGCUAUCAGGGCGAAAGUGUUGUUGUUGGAGCGUAUCGUUAUGAUUCCACCGCCAACAAUGCCGUUCGUGUCUCGGUCUCUGCUGAUAUUCAACACCCAAACUACGAUGACUUUACAACAGCCAACGACUUUCGACUGCUGCGCUUAUCCCAAGAUGUUACCAUUGGUGGUUCGAACGUCGUCCUUUCCAUCAACGAUCAGUCCUCCCGUCCUUCCAAUGGCCAAGACUUGACUGUUUUGGGGCUCGGAACAACCUCGGAAGACGGCAACGACGCAAAUAUUCUCAGAGAUGUCGUGGUUCAAGCAAUACCCACCAGUACUUGCAACCAGCCAAUCAGCUACGGUGGAGAUGUCGAAGACAAUAUGUUCUGUGCUGGAGUGAAUGGAGGAGGCAAGGACAGUUGCCAAGGAGACUCUGGUGGUCCAAUUGUCAUUCGCAAUGGAAACCAGCACGUCCAAGUUGGUGUUGUAUCUUGGGGAGAUGGAUGUGCCCGACCCAACAAGCCAGGAGUCUAUGCCCGAGUGAGCAGCGCAUAUGGUUGGAUUGAACAAGUCGUCUGUGAUCAAUGGAACAUUAAUGCAGACUUUUGUGGCGGAGGUACUCCAACACCACCAAGCCCGACACCACCAAGCCCGACUCCACCAAGUCCAACACCCCCUAGCCCCACACCCCCUAGCCCAACUCCUCCCUCUGGUGGCGGUUGCCCAACUGGAGAGAUGGAAUUUGAUUUCACCAUUCGCACGGAUGAAUAUGGAUGGGAGACUUCUUGGGAAGCUGCCCGAUCCAGCGGUAGCAAGGUCGCAAGCGGAGCCAACUAUGAGUCGAAUCGAACCUACCGCAAGAACAAAUGCAUCCCAGAGGGAUGCUACACAUUGGCCAUCUUUGACGACUAUGGUGACGGACUCGGCUCUGAUGGUAACUACGAGCUAAAAGUCAAUGGCCAAGUUGUCGAGUCCAAGAGCGGCUUCGAUUUUGGAUACGAACGGUCUAUUGAUUUUGGAUCCUGCAGUGGUGGUGGCGAUUCUGGUGGCGGUUCCGGUGGAGGCUCCAGUGGAGGUUCUGGAAGUGGAUCAUCUUGCAUGCCAAUCACAUUGAACCUUCGGACCGAUGACUGGGGCUACGAAACAGACCUAUUCCUGCUAACCGACACGGGAGAACUAGUGUGGAAUGCCAAUGGGUUCGCCGACAACAAGGAUUAUCAAUUCAGUACUUGUUUGGACAGCAGUGAGUGUGCAACUUUGGAUAUCUUCGAUGAGUGGGGAGAUGGUAUUGAAUCUCCAGGAUACAUAAAGCUGGUCGUGGACGGCACAACCUACUUCAAUGGUGGUGAUAUCGGCGGAGGCAUCGUCUUCCGCAUCGGUGGAAGCUGCUAA
This is a messenger RNA of Cylindrotheca closterium, 1752 nucleotides long. The record is from the annotation of a GenBank genome assembly. NCBI's taxonomy places the organism in Eukaryota, Bacillariophyta, Bacillariophyceae, Bacillariales, Bacillariaceae.